UAUUUUAAACAUUUUUUCGUAGAAUGCAUACUAACAGAUAUUUCAAAGUUUCAAGUUAAAUGACUUACACUGUAUAUGCAAAAAUGAUAGAGGAAAAACUUUUUGUGGUGUAAGAAAUUUAUCUAAACAGGAAUUUGUGGCCAAGAGAUAAAAAUUUGCAACAAAUUUCGAAUACAAAAUAAAAAAACUUAUAAUAAAGAAUUAGUCUGUUUUCAAUUAAAAUUAAUUAUCUAUGACAAACACAGAAAACAAACAAUACUAUCUCCCAUGAUUACAUUAUUAAUUAAUUAGCUAAUAGGUAUAACAACAAAUACAUACCUACCUAAUUGUUUUUAUAACAAUGCCUACCAAUAUUUCCUUAAGGCACUCCAAAAUUAAACCAACACAUGGCGGCUUGCAAAGAAUAGUAAUAUUAUCGUUUAUUUAAUAACAAUGUGUUUUUAAUAGCAUAAGUUCGUUUAUACAAUCCUAAUUUAAUACUUCUUUUCCGACAAGUUGUUUAUGUCAGAUUUAAAAUGUUUCAUAUGAAUUAAUUAAAGAAAGUGAAUCAAGAAAAGUUUAGAUAACUUUUGAGGUUUUCUAAUGUAGGUUCCACCCAGCGAAGUUUGCAUUGAAAAUGGGAAUUUACAGCGAUUUGGUCGGUUAUCAAUAAUGAUAAGCUUAAAACAACGAUAAUGUUAAUAGAGGCAACAUGACAGAAAUUAAAACAACCAUUCAACCUCCGAACAAAAGUAUAUUAGAUGUUAUUAAAAGUUGCGCCCAACAGGUUUCUGUGAUAAUUUGUACAUAUCUCCUAGGAAGAUUUAAUUUUUCCAUUCUAUGGGUUUUGGUGCCGACUUUAAUGUAUUUAAUUGAUAAAACAAGAAAGGAGAAAAUAAGACAAAAAAGUGAUUUUAUAAAAGAUUUAACGAAUAUUGGAGAAAAACAAAUUUUGGCAACCAUUAAUGAUUUACCACAAUGGGUUUUUUUCCCAGAAUUCGAAAGGACAGAUUGGCUAAACAAGAUAACCCAUCAACUGUGGCCGUACGUAAACCACUACGCAAAAGACCUGUUAACAGGAUUCGAAGACACCCUAAAGCAAACUUUGGAUGGUUACCAACUUAAAGGAUUCAAAUUUGAAAGGAUAGUCCUGGGAAGUCAACCAUUCAGAAUAGAGGGGGUCAAAGUUUUUCCAAAUGGGGCCAAGAGGGACGAAAUAUAUAUGGACCUAAAUGUUUCUUAUGCUGGUGAUUGUAACAUCACGUUUCAUUUGGCUAAACUGAAGGCUGGAAUAAGAAAUUUCCAACUUUAUGGAAAAUUAAGAGUGGUCCUGAAGCCUCUCAUUUCCUCUAUACCUUUGGUUGGAGGUGUGCAAGCCUACUUCAUGGAAAAUCCCGAAAUAGAUUUUGAUUUGUGUGGGAUUGCUCAAGUUUUAGAUAUGCCAGGAAUGAAUGAUAUAAUUCGAAAAGUCAUCUUAGACACCAUUGGAGGUAUGAUGGUGUUGCCCAAUAAGUACUUCUUAAAAUUAAGUGAUGAAGUUUCUGAAUGUGCCAUAGUUGAUUUACCAAAAAGCGCCUUAAGAGUCCAUGUUGUGGAAGCCAGAGACCUACUAAAAAAAGAUAUCAAAAUCUUGGGCAAAGGAAAAUCCGAUCCUUACGUAAGACUUAGGUUGGGAUCACAAGAGGUCAAGUCGAAAGUCAUUGAUGACACUCUUAACCCACAGUGGGACGAAUGGUUUGAAUUUAAGCUUUUGGAGCUCUCUGGACAUUAUUUGUACAUUGAUUUAUGGGAUAAGGAUUCUACAGAGGAUGAAUUCUUAGGAAGUUGUGUUAUUGAUAUAGACACCAUUAUAAAAAAUGUGGAAGUGGAUUCAUGGAUACAACUAGAAAAAGUAAAACAUGGGAUGAUACACUUAAGGAUGACUUGGUUAACUUUAAGUACAAAUUAUAAAGACCUACAAGCAGCGUUAGAAGAAACACAAUUGUUAAGAGUAACAAAACUGAGCUCCUGUUUGUUAAGUGUAGUGGUAGACUCAGCAUCCAACCUUAGUCCUGUUAGAAGUAACAUAAACCCAGAUCCCUACGCCAUUGUUCAACUGGGUAAAUCGCAGUAUGAGACUAAAGUACAAGAAAAGACCAUCAACCCUGUAUGGGAAGAGAACUUUACCUUCUUCGUGAUUAAUCCCAAUUCGGACGAAAUCAACAUUUCCAUAAUCGAUCACAAAACCGACACGAACUUGGGAAAAUUGUGCUUUAAGGUGAAAAAUUUGGGGGAAAAAGAAAAUUUGGAGAUACUGCAAAGAUCCUUCAAAAUGAACACCGGGGUGGAAAUUGUAUUAUCUAUGCAUUUAAGGAUAUUUAAGAAGUUUGAGCCUAUAGUCAAUGUAUUGGACGAUUUGUUUGAGGAAGAACCUAAACCACUAGAAAAUCAUUCUAGAUCACCAUCUAUUGCAUCUUUAGUUCCAGAAAAAAAAAAUACUUUUGUUAAACAAGACUCCACUGUAAGUAGUAAUUCUUUAAGCAAUUCUGUGAUAAGUGAAAUUGAGGAGAGACUUCUUAUAACGCACCCUGAAGGAAAGUUUGGAAGGAUACGAUUGACCCUAAGAUACAGUCCUCCCAGGCAAAGACUUAUAAUAGUUGUGCACAAUGUCGAAAAUAUUCCAUAUAAAAAUCCCGAUGACUUGCCAAAUAUGUACGUAAAAAUAUACCUUUUGCCUGGAAGGGACAAGGAUAGUAAGAGAAAAACCAAAAUUCAUAAACGCACCCUGGUCCCAGUUUUCGACGAAACAUUUGAAUAUUUGAUAUCACAGGGAGAAUUGUCCACAAAACAAAUAGAAAUUUCAUUGGUAGAGGAUAAAGUUAUGAAAAAUCCUUUAUUGGGAAAAGUAAUCAUUGAUUUAAAGAACUUUGAUUCGACAACAAGCCUGACUGAUUGGUUUAAUUUUACACAUUACAAAGAAUAAAUUUGCCUGGAGAGGACUUUUUUAUUUAAGUAAUUGUAAAGUUUCUACCUUUUGUAAAAUAUAUAUAUUUCGC
Molecule: messenger RNA, 3014 nt
Organism: Brassicogethes aeneus
Lineage: Eukaryota; Metazoa; Arthropoda; Insecta; Coleoptera; Nitidulidae
Source: the annotation of a GenBank genome assembly